Striga hermonthica is the source of this 852-nucleotide messenger RNA. Lineage: Eukaryota; Viridiplantae; Streptophyta; Magnoliopsida; Lamiales; Orobanchaceae. The record is from the annotation of a GenBank genome assembly.
AUGUCGACAUCGGUUGAAGGCGGGUGUACGCAAAAUAAAGAAGGAGAAGCAAAGUGGCCUCCGGAGAAUGAGGGUCGGUUAAUAUCGUUGAUGCUGGACCAAGUUAUCUUGGGGAAGUGCGUAUGGAAGAAGUUCAAAACAAGCAAUUGGAUGGAUAUCGAAAAAGCAUUGAACAAUAUGUGUGGUCUCGAACACCAUUACGAGAUAACACAAGUAACGAGUAAGCAUGAUCGGUUGAAAGUGCAGUGGCGUCAGUUCUACAAUAUGCUGCAUAAUACAACCGGGUUCGGUUGGAAUUCUGCAACUGGGAAGAUCACGGGCGGUUACAAAGUUUGGAGCCGGUGGAUUACGGACAAGGACAUGAAGAGGCGGGUGUGCGUGCACUACCAUGAGUUGACCACAAUUUUUAACAGGACCACUGCAACUGGUAGCGGUGCAAGGGCAUCUACACAAACACCGGUAGGAACAGACAUGCGACGUAGAACCAACACGGCAGUGACGCCCAACUACUUGUUUCCCGAGGAGUUAAGUGAUGAGCCAAUGAACACCUCGGACAGUGACAGGUGCACUCGUCACCGUAAAGGGACCACUUCCACAUUCAACAAUGCCAUGAAUUCUAUUACUGAAGCAAGCCGCAUAAUCCAGCAAAACGCGCGUCCAGAAGCUGAUCAAAAGAGCCUCCAACAUGCUUUAAGGGAGCUGGAGUCCUUGGCUGGUGUUCCUAUGCCGGUUCGAAAGGUAGCUUGGAGGAAGUUUCGUGACCCGUGGAGCCUGUACACAUUUCUUGGACUAGAAAUGGAAGAAAACCGGCGUGCACUUCUAGAUAUGUGGAUGGAAGAGGAUGGCAAUUAG